GCCGCUUAGGGAUUUUAAGGUGUAGAUAAUGUAGAGCUAAUUACAAGAAGUGGAAAGGCUAUCUUUCUGGCUAUCCUUUCAAAAAUGGCAAGUUUCAACUAAUUUGAAGAGAAUCAAAACGCAACAGAACAGGCCAGGUAUUGAAAAUCAAUGACCCAUUCUACAAGAAACGCGAGUGUUGCUUAUUUCUAUCAAGUCGUUCAAGUUCGGCAAGAACCUCUCGAUGCUUCCUGCGUAUCUUCGAUGCCUGUAGGAUGGACAUGAUUGGAAUUCAGAUAUGACAGGAAGACUCACAGGAACAAGUUGCUUCACAUGCUGUUCAGCUUCUUGUAAAGUCAGACCUUUGGACACCAUGAGAUACCCCUUGAGAUGUUUCAGGUCAGGUAGAGGAACCGCACUGUCAGUUGGAAUCAUCCCACCACGCAUAGCAUGACACAUCGCACACGGCCUAGGCGACAAUGCACAUAGAUGCUGCCCCCUCGCAUCUGAAUGAUCGAGCUGAGGAAUGUGUAAAGCCAAGUAACAUUCGUGUGACAAGCAGAACAAGCAUACUUGAUGAAUUUGAUACCGUUGACAAGCUGCAGCAAAGUCAACGGAUCGCCCUCGCGCACGUUGAUCUCGAGGUGACGAAACCUGAGCGAUAAAAAGAGAUUGAGACUAUGGAAUAAACACAGCACAUCGAAGUCACCCCAAAGCUUUGAUUGCAUCGGGAGGUACGAUGUGCUCAUGCUGCAGCAUAGUGAGAU
Molecule: messenger RNA, 746 nt
Organism: Guillardia theta CCMP2712
Lineage: Eukaryota; Cryptophyceae; Pyrenomonadales; Geminigeraceae
Exons: 1
Coding region: 459-644 (61 amino acids)
Source: RefSeq, a predicted model, not a curated record